This is a messenger RNA of Cladophialophora yegresii CBS 114405, 762 nucleotides long. Its product is annotated as acetoacetate decarboxylase. The record is from RefSeq and is a predicted model, not a curated record. Gene Ontology annotation, molecular function: lyase activity. Bases 1 to 762 code for a protein of 253 amino acids. The transcript has a single exon. Lineage: Eukaryota; Fungi; Ascomycota; Eurotiomycetes; Chaetothyriales; Herpotrichiellaceae.
AUGCCGUUCGGACGUCUCAAGACCAAGCAGGCAAAUGCUGUCCCUGCCUUCUCCCCAGCAUACUCCAAGGCUAGAGUCGAAUGGGCCGACAUCGACAUGAUCCUCAUCAGCUUCUACACUAAGGCUGAGGCUAUCGCAAAGUACGUACCAGAAGAGCUCGAGAUCGAAGAAGAACCUCUGGUCACCUACUUUAUCGCCAACUGGGGAUUUAGCAGCAUGGGCGCCUACACCGAGUUUGUCGGCUACGUCGAAAUCAAAUACAAGGGUGAAAAGUACGACUUCGCCCUGGAAUUGGUGCUGGAAAACGAGGCCGCGCUCUUCCUGGGUCGUGAGCAAUUCGGCAUGCCGAAAGUCAUUGGCCACGUUGAGUUUGACCGCAGAAACUGCAGCAGCAGUGAUGAAGGUGCACUUACCGCAUAUGUGGAGCGACCAGUGGGGCACAGGAGCAUUCAGUUCGCCUUCAAGGCUGAUGCGAGAGUCCACCGAGUCAAACCUCUUCCUCCACCAGAGAAACGGAUCCUCGUCCUGCGGAUCAUUCCCGGCGCUGGCGUCAGUGACGAUCCCGUCGUCCGCGAGUUUGUUUCGUUGCUCAUGCAGGUCACCGAAGGCGAGGUGUGGUCUGGAGUGGGGUCCAUCAAGCUUAACCCUGGGUCAGAGUUCGAUAUCGCGCCCAAUAUCCCGGUCAUUCGUUACAACAGCUCAGUCUUUAUCUCACAUGGAAGUGGGUAUGUUGAUGGCUUGGCCAGAACUCAUAAGUUAUAG